AGCGGAAGAGUACACAACAAGUCAGGAAGUUCCUGCGAAUUACCUUCAAAAAAUAAAACCACAAACUGGGUGGUGCGGUUUAUUUGUCCUUUGAGUGUGAGGCGAAGUUGACCGUAAGUUUUUAUUCUGACAACUGUAACCGGAAGUGCGCCCAUAGCGGUUUGUUUGGCUUGACGAGCAAAAGAGCAGGAUGUAGCGGUACAUGUAUCGGGCUCGCCUCACAUCAAUCCAGCCAUCAGAAGUCCUUCGCUCUUUUUAUAUCGACGCGGUGAGCCAGGUUUGGGGGAUGGGUGUUGCAAGGAUUGUCAGCAGAGUCGACUAACGCUUGAAAACAUGUCCAACAUCCUCGAUGCGGCGUCCAGGGUGAAAUGGGACCGGACGGCUGCGGCGAAGCGAGCCGUGUUUCUUGCGGCGGCUGCUUACGGUGUCAAAACCCUGUACCCCAUCAUCUGCAAGCAGCUCUGCAAAAACAAAGAUCCCAGGAAUAAUGGCCGGGUUUCGAAGGCGGAGAACGGCUCCACUUGUUCGGCAAAGACACAGGUAGAUGUGGCGACUUAUCGGAAGACGUCGCCGGGGGUAAAUGCGGAAUUUUUUAAGCAGAUCCUCGAACUUGCUAAAAUCCUCUUCCCCAGGCUCGUGUCCAAAGAGCUCGGUUUGCUCUCCUUGCACUCGGUGGCGCUGAUAUCCCGGACGUUUCUCUCUAUAUACGUGGCCAGCUUGGACGGUAAGAUUGUCAAAACGAUCGUGGAGAAGAAACCCAAGAGCUUCAUUAUCCAGCUGGUCAAAUGGCUCCUCAUUGCCAUCCCGGCCACGUUCGUCAACAGCGCCAUCCGGUACCUGGAGUGCAAACUGGCCCUGGCCUUCCGCACCCGGCUGGUGAACCAUGCCUACCGGACCUACUUCACCGAUCAGACCUAUUACAAAGUCAGCAACAUGGACGGGAGGCUCGCCAACCCGGACCAGUCUCUCACCGAGGACGUCAUGAUGUUUUCCCAGUCGGUGGCCCACCUCUACUCCAACCUCACCAAGCCGAUACUGGAUGUGAUGCUGACCUCCUACACGCUGAUUCAGACCGCCAGGUCCAGAGGGGCCAACGCCUCCGGGCCGACCCUGCUGGCCGGGCUCGUGGUCUUUGCCACGGCGAAGGUCCUGCGUGCCUGCUCGCCCAAAUUCGGCAAGCUGGUGGCCGAGGAGGCGCACAGGAAAGGCUACCUGCGCUACGUGCACUCCAGGAUUAUUGCGAACGCGGAGGAGAUAGCUUUCUACAGGGGACACAAGGUGGAGAUGCGGCAGCUGCAGAAGUGCUACAGGGCCCUUGCGGAUCAGAUGAACCUGAUCCUGUCCAAGCGUCUCUGGUACAUCAUGAUCGAGCAGUUCCUCAUGAAGUACGUGUGGAGCAGCAGCGGGCUGGUCAUGGUCGCUGUGCCGAUCAUCACGGCGACGGGCUUCGCUGACAACGAAACGGCAGACGGGCAGACGCACGUGAUGGUGAGCGAGAGGACGGAGGCUUUCACCACCGCCCGGAACCUCUUGGCCUCAGGGGCCGACGCCAUCGAGAGGAUCAUGUCCUCCUACAAAGAGGUCACAGAACUGGCAGGUUACACCGCACGGGUCCACAACAUGUUUGUGGUGUUUGAGGACGUCCAGAGGGGUGUUUACAAGCGCUCCUCUCUAUCAGCGGAGGGGGCCGAGAAGAAGAGCAAGCCUGAGAUGCACAUAGAUGGACCUUUGGAGAUAAAGGGUGAAGUGAUAGACGUGGACAAUGGCAUCGUGUGUGAGAAUGUACCAAUUAUUACGCCAAACGGGGACGUAGUGGUGUCUUGCCUGAACUUUAAGGUAGAAGAGAGCAUGCACCUAUUAAUCACGGGGCCUAACGGCUGUGGGAAGAGCUCUCUGUUCAGGAUCCUCAGCGGUUUGUGGCCCGUCUACGGCGGCCGGCUACAUAAACCCUCCCCUCAACAUAUGUUCUACAUCCCUCAGAGGCCAUACAUGUCCAUGGGUACACUGCGGGACCAGGUGAUCUACCCGGACUCGGUGGAGGACAUGGCUGCAAGAGGCCUCAGUGACAAGGACCUGGACGCCAUCUUGGACAUAGUCAACCUCAACCAUAUAAUCACCAGGGAGGGAGGCUGGGAUGCUGAGCUGGACUGGAAGGACGUGCUGUCAGGGGGCGAGAAGCAGAGGAUGGGCAUGGCUCGCAUGUUCUACCACAAGCCUAAAUAUGCCUUGUUGGAUGAGUGCACCAGCGCCGUGAGCAUUGACGUGGAGGGAAAGAUUUUCCAGACUGCUAAGGAUGCCGGCAUCUCUCUGCUCUCCAUCACACACAGACCCUCCCUGUGGAAGUACCACACCCACCUGCUGCAGUUCGACGGGGAGGGAGGCUGGCGCUUCGAGCAGCUGGACACUGCGACGCGCCUCACACUCACCGAGGAGAAGCAGCGGCUGGAGGCCCAGCUGGCCGGCAUUCCCGAGAUGCAGCAUCGCCUCAACGAGCUCUGCAAGAUCCUGGGAGACGACUCUGUCCUCAAAACGGCCGAGGAGUGAGAGAGAAAGAGAGAGGGAAAGCAUGGGGGAGGGAGCAGGGGAAGGGGCCCAGAGGGGAGAGAGACGAGAGGGAAACGGGGAAAGAAAAUGCGGGGGGAGGAGGAGUUGAGAGUGUGAAAGAAAUAAAAGAGAUCUGUAGGGGGUUUGUGAGUAUUUUUUUCAGGCUUAGAUUUUUAUUUUUUUUUUAAGAUUUAAAGUAGGAAUGCCAGUUAGUUUCUCCCUUCUCCUCCUUUCUCCUUCAUCUCUGCCCCGCAAGAGGGGGAGAGUGAAGUGGAUCCGCAAGUAUUAUCCCCCCCUUGUUGUGUUGCGCACAUCGACCGCAUAGAUUUUUAGACGUUUUGCUUUUAGCGCACAUCAUUUUCCAGAUCAAUUCGCCGCGGGUUCAAAGUGGCGAGAGUGGUAAAUCCAAAUUUGAACUAAGACGGUGACUUUUGUUUGUUUUGUUUUGUAGCACUUUACUCUGCUUUUAGAGGGCUGUUUCUGUUUGUCGUGGUAGCUCACAGUGAAAUACGGUGACACCUGCAUCUUAGCUGGAAAACUUUUUAAUAUAGAACCACUAAAUGAUAAUGUCCAAAGCAGUAUUCCACGCCCAGUGCACUGGGUUGUGCAGGAUCCACGUUUGUUAUAAUUUAUCAGUAGAUUUUUAGUUUUUACUGAACUUAAUGAGACCUCUUCUGUUUUGAGAGGUCAAAAGAGACUAUUUUUCAAAAUGUCACAGUAUGCCUUUGUUUGAGUUUGUGUGUCUAGCCGCAGUACAAUCCCUCUCCUUAUACCUCAUCGUUAGCGCUUGUUAGGUUGUCGCACACCCGCGAACCACUGAUAUCGCUCAGUUGCAGGCGAAAAGAAAAAAGAGACGAUCUGGGGUCUAUUAUUAGAGCCAUUAGUGACGCGGGUCUGACUCCAAAACAUAGGUUUCUGGUUUAUUGAACAAAUACAAUGAGCUAAAGAGGCCCUCUUCAAGAGCAAGCUGACCCCGGUAGUCUGCUCUGGCUACGAACAGUCACACAUGUGCUACAACAGGUAGCCAGUCAGACUGUGUAAGUGUUGGAUGUAUGUACGCACACAGGACAGCUGUUAAGGCUCUCCCCUGUGUUGACACAAAAAACACUCAUGUCGUGCUCUGUCGGUCCUUUUGAGCCUGAUCUGGAGUCACAUUUGAGCCAAUACAUGAUGCUGAUUUAGUCAAAAGAGACUUCAAAUAAAGUUGAUGAUGACACACACAAAAAAACUUUUAAUAACGUGAAGUUUCGUUAUAUUCUCUUAUUAUUUGACAUAAUACUCCACAUAUUAUUAUGUUUUAAUUAGGCUUGAGCGAGUACACUGUUGCAACGACUAUCAGAUAAUGUCAUCUGAGUAAGUUGUGUCAAUAUCCACACUCAUGAUGAGUGAAACUCUUAUUGGGUGCUGUAAAUGAUGCAUUUUAACUAAAACAUUGAUCUGAAGCUCAGUUCAGAUGCUGUCCUGUAAAUAGUUAAAAGGUAGAGAAACUUAGGAUCAACCCAUAUCAGUUUCAGGUUUAAACAGAAUGAGCGUGCAUACCUCCACCAUGGCCCAACAGUACCCUUUAAUUUGAUCAAACCUAAUAUCAAAUAAAACAUAUGUAAAGGAAGGUAGUAAGGGAGUAAAAGGAGACCUAUUAUGUUUUUUUUUCUUUCCUCCAGUGUGUUAAAAAGUUAUUGUGCCAGUAAAAGAAAAUGAAAAAGGUCUCUGCCAACAGAAGCUCCUCUCUCCCACAGAAAACACUGCACCUUAAAGGCCUCAUCAGCAGUCCCGCCUGUAAUUCUGUGACUUUGUGACAUUUUGGCACAUAAAAACUGAUUUGGCAGGGGUGCUUUGUUGUUGUUAGUGGUGCUCGAUCAGGCUUGUGUGAGCUGACCAAUCAGAUGAGACUGGGGGACCUUAAAGAGACAGGAGCUUCUUAGAUCCGUCCCUUUAUCUGGAUCAGCAUCAAAUGUUAGUGGGGUCUAUUCUGGGCACACACCCAACCUCCAUCCAAGAUCUGCACAAAAUUUGUAUUCAGUAUCAGUAUUUUUUGUGUAAUCCUGCUGACAACCUUCUGAUUGCCCCUCCCAUCUGUGGUACAAGCACCACGAGUUUCUAGUUGAAGCCCCGCUCAUUACACUAUGUAUAAAUUAGCUGGUUGAACAGUUACAGAUAAUGAUGUACUCGCUCAUCCCUAGCUAUAACAUAUGAGCCCUCAUUGGGUUGUGCUUAUUAUAUAUUACAUAAUAGGGCUACUAUACAGUACUACAACGGUUAGAGGUCAGGCUCAUUCAUAGAUCGCUGGAAGGGAUUUCAGUUUUGGCUCAAGGACACUUCAACACGUCGGUUGCCUCUUGAUAAACAGCUGGCAUGCAUCUUGGCUAUAUACAGGAACAGAAAUGAGUUCUCACGUAGCCUCCAUGUUUGUUUACCAGCAACUCAUCGGAAGUUGUGAUACUGUGAAAUUAGUGAUUAUUAUUGAAACAGUCAUGAACGCUGUGUUCUCCUGUGGUGGCUUUGAGUUGUGGUUGUGGCUGCUUUUACACUUUGUUCCUUUUCGUGGUUCAGCCCUAUGUGUUUACGGUGGUGCAGCAGGAGAGGAGAAUCCGGGUGGAGAAGCCGUGGUUGUUGGUUCCAUUCAGUUUCUAGUCUUUCAGACUCCACCCUCGGCACGUAGAGUCAUAUUUUUGCCGUUUCUCACAUUCAUUUGGUCCCAGAGCUCACUAAGCAAUACAAAUUAUCACAGCAUUUGAGAUGCAAAAAAAAGGACGCAGCCAAUUUUACAUUUCUGUUUUUGUCUUUAGCUCACCCAUAAUUCAAUAGUUGCUCUGUAAAAUGAAAAAAAUGUAAACAGAGAAGUGUGUAAGCACUUUACAAACAGGAAUAUAGGGUGAAAUCUGUGUUUUUUUUCUAUGAGUGGUCCAGCUUCCAUCACCAACAGGAGAAUCACUGGACUACUGUACGCUAUUCUCACACUGUGCUGCACACAGGACUCGAUCCACGUCACUACCAAGCUUGAGUGACUGGUGCAGUGUAAUAUCAGGUCAUGUCACUGGUUAGAAUACCACUAUAUUUUAUUAAGCCUCUGCUUUGUUAACACACCACAAUGUCUGUGUCGCAGAGGGAUGGACAAUCAGUCACAUCAGCAGCAGAAUUCAAACUACGCACUGGCUUGUUGUUACCUGCAAAGAAAUGAGCAAGUGGGCGCUGGUUUAAGGUACACAUCUGCACCCGGGUCAUCUGAGUUGUUAUCGAACGUUAUGACAUAAAUUGUUGAAUAUGUUUUGUCAAAUCCCUCAGGCCUACUGUUAGACCAAGCUGGGCCUGCAUCCAGGAUGUCUAAAAGUGCAUCUCCAUUGAGAGUUCGAACCUUUGCAACCUCCCCUUCAUGCUUUUAGUGUACAGGACUUAAGACCAUUUGGAUGCAGCCCUCCUCUUCUCAGGAUGAUGGCUGCUAGGUUACAGAAGGACAAAACCAAGAUUUUAUUACUAUUUUGUUUUGUUUUUUUACCCUUCAAAAGAAUGUAACUGGAGAAGAAAAUCUAAUUAAGGAAUUGAAAUGCCAUUCCUUUAAUGUCUAAAGGAAUAAUAAUGUACUAUAAUCUGUGCUGCACAAAAAUAAUUACGCUUUCAUUCGGUACGCGAGAGAGCAUUAAAGGCAUUACUGCGGGACUUGAAAAACCAGCAUGGCAGGCCUUUUUUGAGCAGCAUUUUCAGACCUGAGAUAAGUCGUGUGUGCCAUCGGUCAGAUUCUGUUGACAGGAGGCCAGACGAGCCGCUGAAUGACACAGAGUCUGCCAAGUGACACUGGAACAUGAGGUCAGCUCUAGCGCAGACAGUGCCAGUAAUUCAUAGGCAUGACCAUAGCUUCCUUUAACUAAGAAAGAGUCAGAAGUAUUGUUAGUUCACUAAAGACGAUGGGAUGAAAAAUGGUGAGGUGUCAUUUUUGUAGGAGUGGAAUUUUGCCCUCCAAUCGCACUAUAAAACAGCCUAACUGAGACUAAACUCUACCUUUUUAAACACUUGCUCCCCAGUGAGUCUUGGGUCAGAGCAGCAUUUGUCGGUGCUGGUUACCCACUGCUCUCGUUACAGGUUUCUGGCUGGUGCAGGCACCUGUUUAAAAGGUCCAAUAUUAUGCAAAUUUCUAGGUUCAUACUUCUAUUUUGGGUGUCUGCUAGAAAGGGAUAACAUGCUUUAAUGUUCAAAGAAACACAUUAUUUUUCUCAUGCUGCCCAUUGCUGCAGCACCUCCAUUCACCCUCCGUCUGAACGCUUUAUUUUAGUGCUUCUUUAAGACCUCCCUGUCAAAAAGCCCAGUCUGCUCUGAUUGGUCAGAUCUCACAGGCCUGAGUAGGCACAGCCCACAUAAGCUCUGCGAGGGUUUUUACAACCACGUGGCUGAGGGCUGUGGCUGCAUAGGUGUGACAUCGCAUACAUAUGUAUACAUAUAUGCCUAGCAUCACAGUGCAAGCAGACAAAGUUAGCAACUAGUUAGUGAACAUGGGUAAAGUGGAGCAUUUAGCUAGCAACUGAUUCUCCUCCAUAGUUGGUGAACACCAGAGCUGUGCAAAAAGAUGAAAAUAGUGUGAAUAUUGGAUGGCUAAAAAUGGAUAUUAAUAGGCCACUUUUAGCUAACAAGUUCCCUACCUCACCAUAAAAGGAUAUGCUAACAGUUAGCUUGUUUCUGCUUCCCCUGAGUAGCCAUCAAUCAUUGCAGAUUUAAAGUUAUUAUACUUUUUGUUCCUAUGUAUUGUUUCUUUGAGUUAACUUGAUCUUGGAUUUAUUCCAGGGGAAAACAUCUACAUUGUCAUUUCUUUUAAUAUGACACCUCAUCAUUUCUCAGCUCUUUAGUCAAUCCGUUAAGAUAGCUUACUUACCAAUGAAGUUGGGCCUUUAGUGGCCUACUAGCCACACUGUAUGACCUUGCUAUAUACUGUAAUGACAUCCUUACUAACAAAACUUUGAUAUGGAAAGUUUCGCACUCUAUCACCCCUUUUGUAAGUAAGAGAUUGAAUGUAUCCAUUAUGUAUGAUAAAGCAUCUCUGAAGGUUACGAAGGCAAUGAAUACAUGUGGUCAGGUCAUGGCGGUUUCCCUUUUGUUUGAUAAUUGAUCAUUUUAUAAUUGUGUUAGUAGUGCAUGUAAUAUUUGGACUUACUGUACGCGUGUGCGUGCUAGGAUAAUGAGCAGGGAUCAGUUUUUAAAUUUUCAACUUGAAUUGUCAUGUCGAUCAAGCGGUGUAGGACAGUCAAAUCUAUAUUUAUGACAGUGUCAGUGACUGAAUGGUACGGGAAAGAAAUGUGGAUGAUCAUGAGCACAGUAAAUCUCUGGUUUCUAACUUGUUCAGGUUAUCUCUGAGGUAUUAUUUGACUGUCCUGUACCUCAGAAUCAACAUGCAGUGAUUCUCCCUCGAAGCUGGGGAUUUACUACACUUUGUACUUACCCCUUCAGCUCCGUUUGCAAGCAGAACACCCACACAUGGAACUGUACAUUUUAUAUUUUGAAUUCCUGGAGCAGUAACCCCAGACUCCCUUUACUGAUAUCUCAUUGUGCAUGUGUAGGAAUCUGUAUUCUUUAACCUUAGAACCAAGAGAGGUACAUCUGCAUAAAGGUCAUCUGUUACAAAAAUCAUGUGCUGAUGUCACUUUACGUUGGAAGAUGAAGAUGUAUUUUCUUGUAAAUAAAAAAAAAAAA
Acanthopagrus latus (yellowfin seabream) is the source of this 8217-nucleotide messenger RNA. RefSeq names its product ATP-binding cassette sub-family D member 2-like. The record is from RefSeq and is a predicted model, not a curated record. Gene Ontology annotation, molecular function: ATP binding; ABC-type transporter activity; ATP hydrolysis activity. The transcript is spliced from 10 exons. Lineage: Eukaryota; Metazoa; Chordata; Actinopteri; Spariformes; Sparidae. The coding region runs from base 334 to 2544 and encodes 736 amino acids. Gene Ontology annotation, biological process: fatty acid beta-oxidation; long-chain fatty acid import into peroxisome; peroxisome organization. Gene Ontology annotation, cellular component: peroxisomal membrane.